AUGGGUUAUAGGAAGGCGCGGGCUCUUCCGCGAUGGUGCGAGCCCGAGGCGCGUACUGUCGACUUUUUGACCGGUGUGGUUCAAAGAACAUGGGCGCCUACACAGUGGAGCGAUCAUUACCCGCCCAUCCAGAACCAGGCCGUCCCAGUUUUGGGUGUGAAACCCAGGGUUCAGGGUUCGGCGGGAUUCGCGCAGCAGAAGAAGGUGCGGGAGGCUGUGUGGGGUUCCCGCAAGAUCCCGAACGAGAGAGGUUGGUUGGGGGAAAGGAGCUGCGCCCGAAACUCGCAGAGCCGAGAGAAUUACGAAUUACCGUGUCUGGAAGAAGCACCUCGCAUCGUACCUCGCCUGUCGGUAGCUCAGUGCGCAGUGUGUCUGUCAGGAGUGAUUGCCGGCUUUCCAUCCUUUCCCCCUCAAGCCGUCCCAAUGGCCUGGGUGCGCUGCCAACAGGGCCCAGGUAGUUCCCGCUCCCGCUCCCGUAUCCGGCGUUGGCACAGUACGCUACCAACCUGGAAGGUACUGUCCAUGCCAACCCAAACCCCGGCGCAACAUCAUCCGCUAACCAGCGCGUCAUCCCAGCUACUUCAGCCUGACAACUUGAAACACAGUUACAAGGGCGCCAUACUAAUAAACGAUCCUGCGUCUGUGGCGCGUCUGUGGGCAACGUUUCGGGCAGCAAUUUGCGAGUACGGUUUUCCCGGACCUGCCCUGGCGAAACGAACCACCGAAAUCGAUGUUCCAUCAUUGUCCGCACUGUCAAAGACGCAGGCCCCCUCUGGCAAGGAGUUGGAGUGUGGGGCACCACCCAAUCUUCUGAGGUCCGUACAGAUCGCACAGUGCCAUUCAGCUGCGUUGGGAUGGGAGACGCAUGCGGCCGAUGGUAUCCCAUGGCUCUCUUCGCUGACAUACGCUGUCCUCCUGAGGCUCCUUCCGCUUUCUUGUCUAGCGUCCCUUGACGAGCAACAACGAACCGUCCAAAGACCAGCCAAUUUCGCCCAGAAGGACGGCCCAGUCUUGUCGCAAGGGUGUCCAUGCACACAGUCGACUGCACUGGCUAGUGGCCAAUCCGUGACAGCUACCUAA
This is a messenger RNA of Chaetomium globosum CBS 148.51, 1080 nucleotides long. RefSeq lists its product as uncharacterized. The coding region runs from base 1 to 1080 and encodes 359 amino acids. NCBI's taxonomy places the organism in Eukaryota, Fungi, Ascomycota, Sordariomycetes, Sordariales, Chaetomiaceae. The transcript is spliced from 3 exons. The record is from RefSeq and is a predicted model, not a curated record.